This is a messenger RNA of Aspergillus calidoustus, 987 nucleotides long. The record is from the annotation of a GenBank genome assembly. Lineage: Eukaryota; Fungi; Ascomycota; Eurotiomycetes; Eurotiales; Aspergillaceae.
AUGUCACAAUUGUUCGAGUCCCAAAUCGUCAUACAAAUCGGCGAUCGCCAUUUUCAAAUUGCCCGCGACAUCUUCUCAGGGUCUGGUGACUGUCCAAACUUUUUCUCCCUCGGCUUCGGGGCCUUCUUCGCCUCCCCCGCCGAAGUCUUUCCCGGCCUUGACAGGCGCGGUCUUCUACGGCCUCCAGCAAUUGUGCCCCCGAGUGUCCCCAACAGGUCUGGCGACGUCUUUGCGCAACUCGUCCACCUUCUUCGCGGCUAUCCCCUCCAUAUCGAGAAUGAGAACCAACGGGCCGAACUCUUGCGCGAUUGUCGCUACUUUCACCUUCGCGGACUCGAGCAGAAGCUUAUUCCACAUCACAUAAGCUUCAACCCCGUUCGUCGGCGAUCCGAAAUCAUACUCCGCCUUGAAGAUGUCCGUCGGUCAGGCGUCAGCGUCGAAACGUCCGGAGAUAACAGCAAUGAUUUGAUCGUUACAUAUGCACGUCCUUUCGCCGAUGAUUCACCUAAUGACCUCGUCCUUGAAAUCGGCGGUGAAAACACCGUCAUAGACCCUCGAACAAUGCGACCGACAUUUCUUAACUCUGCAAAGGCGCGUAUUGCCAGCCUCCUCCAGGUUAUUCUCGACAAAAAGAACAGUGAGACCCAGAAAUCAGCCAGUACCACAGAGCAUUCGAUUCGUGUGCAAAUAGACGAGGAGACGGAUUUAGUGAUUGACGAUGAGCAGCAGACUGGCUACACACAUGAGUCUACUUCAGACGAACCGCAGGCAAAGCGCAGGCGUGUCGAGAGCCCGGGGUUAGGAUCCGGAUCAGAGUCAUCUGAUAUUAGCAGUUGCUGGAUUGUGCGGAAUGGCCAUUGGCGAAUCUCAUUACGUCCUGAGUCAACGUCGGGGGCCAGUGCGGAGUUCGUCAUGGUAGCUGUCAAGCUAGACGUGUACACCAGUCAGCGGAUGCGGAACAAGCGGCAGGCUUUCUUAGGCUCAUAA